ACUGCCGCAAACCGGUCUGUAUGUGAACGCAGGGCUGCUGCUGCUCUGUUCAGGUUCAGGUUCAGAGUAGUUUAGUAUGUGGCGGCUGGAGAGGGGCGGUAUCACAAGAGCCCGAUUGUUUCCUUCAUUCACUGAGGAGCACAGGGCUACGGAUAGGACCUACAGAAAUUCUCCAAGCUGAAGUGACCAGCCAGCUGAAUGCAAACCCUGUACACGCUGCUGUGUCUGAGCCUGGUGGGGGCACUUCAGCCAGCUGACCACCUAACCCGGAAAGCCAUUCAGCGGCAUCGUGGCAGAGGGGCGGUGUCUGCUGGCGGGCACCGCUGGGUGAUCGAGAACUGCCGCCGCCUCUCGAGCCUCCUGCGGCAAAAGAACGCAGCCGUACGGAAGCUGGGGGCAGCAGCUGCAGCGGCGGUGCAUGACCAGACGCUCUCUGAUGCUGAACGCCUCUUCCAGGUGCACACGUUCGAGGUGUUCCAGAAGGAGCUGAAUGAGAGCGAGCGUUCUCUGUUCGAGGCUGUGCUCGGUCUUCAACGUGUGCUGAAAGGUGACUUUGGUGACGUGGCGAACAUGAAGGAAACCAGCCGCCAAAGGCUUGAGGCGCUCAGGGAAGCCGCCAUUAAGGAGGAGCAGGAGUAUGUGGAGCUGGUGGCAGCUGAGAAGCACCAGCAGGAGGCACUGAAGGUGGCGCAGGAGCGGAACAAGACCCUCUCCAUGCUGGACGAGAUUCUCGAGGACGUUCGGAAAGCCGCCGACCGCCUGGAAGAGGAGAUCGAGGAUCACGCCUUUGACAACAACAAGCAGAUGAAGGGGGUCAACGUGGAGGCAGUCCUGAGGGUGGAGGAAGAUGAAGAGGACAACAAGAUGAAGAAUGCGUCGUGGCAAGUAGCAGAAGGUUACCUGGGAUUGAGCAUGCUCAUUGAUUCACAGAACAACCAGUAUGUGCUGACCAAACCCAGAGACUCUACUAUUCCACGUGCUGACCACCACUUCAUCAGGGACCUGGUGUCAGUAGUGAUGCUUUCUCUGCCCUGUGGCUGGCUCUGCACACUGGUUGGACUGCCUUCUAUGUUUGGUUACAUAGUUUGUGGGAUUCUUCUGGGUCCUUCAGGGCUUAACAGCAUUAAGUCCAUGGUUCAGGUAGAGACGCUGGGGGAGCUGGGUGUUUUCUUCACACUCUUUGUGGUUGGACUUGAGUUCUCUCCUGAACGACUGCACAAGGUGUGGAAGAUCUCUGUACAGGGCUCCAGCUACCUCAGCCUCCUGAUGGUGGGGGCGGGGCUUCUUUGGGGAAAGGGGUUUGGACUCCACCCUAUUCAGACAGUGUUCAUUUCCAGCUGUCUGUCUCUGUCCAGCACUCCUCUCGUGUCACGCUUCCUUUCUGGCGGAUCCAGAGCGGAUAAGGAAGGUGAACUGGAUUAUAGCAGUGUUUUAUUGGGUAUGCUGGUGAUGCAAGAUGUUCAGCUGAGCCUAUUCAUCGCGAUCAUGCCAACUUUUAUCCAGGCAGGGAGUGGUGGGAUGGACAGCGUUCUGAUUGGAGGAUUGCGCAUACUCGUGCUGUUGGCUCAGAUCCUCGUCUCUUUCGCCGUUGUGAUAAUGAUCUGCUGGCUCCUCAGAUCUCAUCUUAUGGGUCCAUUCUACAGAAAGCUCCACGCUGAGAGUAAAGGGAACAAAGAGAUCCUUGUGUUGGGGACUACAGCCUUUGUAUUCCUAAUGCUCACAAUAACAGAUUUUCUGGAGGUUUCCAUGGAGCUCGGCUGUUUCCUUGCUGGAGCACUGAUCUCCUCACAGGGUCACAUGAUUACCACUGAGGUCAUGAGCUGUAUUGAGCCGAUCAGAGACUUCCUGGCAAUUAUUUUCUUUGCAUCUAUUGGGCUGCACGUGUUCCCGACGUUUGUUCUGUACGAGUUAACCAUCCUACUGGUUUUGACCCUGUCAGUGGUGAUCAUGAAGUUUGUCAUGGCAGUGCUGGUGCUGACGGCAAUCCUUCCUCUGGGCUCUCGACACAUCCGCUGGAUUGUAUCAGCUGGCCUGGCGCAAGUCAGCGAGUUCUCCUUUGUCCUGGGCAGCCGAGCUCGUCGAGCCGGCAUCAUCUCAAGAGAGGUGUAUCUUCUCGUACUGAGCGUCACAACCUUAAGUCUGCUGUUAGCACCUGUGCUUUGGAGAGCUGCGACUCUCAAAUUCAUCCCUCGGGUUGAGAAGAAACCGUCCACCUGACCCUCACUCAACAUAAGACUCGAUCUUUACUCACGUGGGAGAUUGCUGUACUGUAAGGGUUGUAAGCCAAGGCACCUUUUGGCUUUGACACAAAAUGGGAUCUUUUUUGUGUUCCAAGCCUCUCUGGGACAAAGAGACUGUAACGUCCCAUGUUUCUAAUGAGGACCAGUGUAUGAGCGGAUUAUAAAAGCCUUAUUCAUGGAGCAUACUUAGACAAUAAUGAAAAGAAUUCGCAAAAUAAGUUGAGAUGAGACUUGAAUUUAUUUAUAGUUGCGACUUACUGUGUUUUAAGCUCUUUAUUAUUAAUAUAUAAACUGUAUUUAAACUGUAUUUAUUCCUGUAGAGUUGCAAGCUUAAAGCUGUUCUGCUCGUCUAAGGAAGUGCCUUGACAUCAGCUGAUGUCAACAGAUGUACCAAAUAACUUCAGUGGGCGACGUACAUACCAGUUUGUCUAGUUGCACCAGCCUUUGAUAUCUGUACAGAUUUUUGCAUGUGUAAACAUUUGCACAUUCUUAUUGACUGUUAUAAAGGUCAACGACUUUCUGGGCUGAAGUCGAAUUAGAACAGAUAAAACAGCAUACACAUUCCAGCGCUGUCAUGUUUAUUAGUUCUGAAGUGGCUGCUGUUAGAUGUGGCAAUCUGUAUUUUUAAUGAACGUUCAAUAAAUUAUUUUUUGAAA
Messenger RNA from Tachysurus vachellii, 2896 nucleotides. RefSeq names its product transmembrane and coiled-coil domains 3 (gene slc9d1). The transcript has 13 exons. The record is from RefSeq and is a predicted model, not a curated record. Gene Ontology annotation, molecular function: potassium:proton antiporter activity. Gene Ontology annotation, biological process: proton transmembrane transport; potassium ion transmembrane transport. Lineage: Eukaryota; Metazoa; Chordata; Actinopteri; Siluriformes; Bagridae. Gene Ontology annotation, cellular component: membrane. Bases 199 to 2217 code for a protein of 672 amino acids.